This is a messenger RNA of Sodiomyces alkalinus F11, 1320 nucleotides long. RefSeq lists its product as hypothetical. The record is from RefSeq and is a predicted model, not a curated record. Gene Ontology annotation, cellular component: nucleus. Bases 283 to 1194 code for a protein of 303 amino acids. NCBI's taxonomy places the organism in Eukaryota, Fungi, Ascomycota, Sordariomycetes, Glomerellales, Plectosphaerellaceae. The transcript is spliced from 2 exons.
ACUGGCCGAGCUAAUAUCUUGGAAUACGUUGUGAUUUCAACACACCAAGAUCUCAACCAGCUCAUCGACGAGAAUCCAGAAAUUUCCCUGUUCGAUUCUGGCGACAUAAGUGGACUCGUUUCAUUUGAGUAUUUUCAGCUCCGAUCUCCAACAAAAUUCGUCCUGCUCGUCUUCCUAAACGUGGAUAAAACCUCCUUUUUGCAGUGCGACAUUUACGUCUUCCAUCAUCUCAUUUGCGCCGGUUGUUCGCGUUAAAGUGGUUGGUGGAGGCCAAAAAUCACGAUGGCCUCCCGUUUCGUCUCGGGCGGGCGCAUUGACGCCGAAACAGGCGAGGAUAUCUCCCAGUCGAGCGCAGCCGGGGCAGAGACUGGCGUAGAGGCGGCCGCCUUGCCCUCUCGCGGCGGUCAUGGCGGCGGCGCUGGUAAGGGCUCGGCCGAAUGGGAGGCUGUUGAGCGGGAGCUUGAGGCCGAGAGACGGAGGCGGGACGAAGCGAGGGCGAAGGCUGUGGAGGAGGGCGGGGAGAAGACCCUUUAUGAUAUUUUACAGGCUAAUAAAGCCGCCAAGCAAGCUGCCUUUGAAGAGCAACACAAGCUCAGGAACCAGUUCCGUGCGCUGGAUGACGACGAGGUAGAUUUCCUCGACGAUAUCAUGGUGCGUCGAAGGGAAGAAGAGGAGAGAGUGAAGCGGGAGACGAGGGAAGGACUGGAGGCAUUCCGGGCCGCACAGAGACUGGAGGAGCGGAAGCUCUCCGGGCAAGCGGGCGAAGCGCAAGGAGAUGAUGAAGGGGCAGGAGGAGGUGGAGUCGACAUGGUCGAUGUGGAUGAGUGGAAGAACGUCGGGAGGAAGAGGAAGAGGCACGACAAGCGCGAGGGUGGUAGGGGGCCUUUUGUGAAGAGGAAAUCCAGCAGCACCGCCGAGGCGACGAAGGGGGAGGGGGGCGGGAAUUCGACCAUGAGUGGGAAAGGGGGUGACGGAGGGGAGAAAGGCAACGGAGAGGACGACGCGGAGGCGGGCAGGAAGAGCAAGGGCGCGAACAGUGGUGGCAAGAAUGGUUCUGAUGAUGGUCGUCUUAGGAAUGGGAAGGGCCCCCGCCAGUCUGCGAGCAGGACAAGUCCUCCCAAACCUCCAGCAUCGGCGACAUCAAAGCCCGGGUUAGCACUCGUGGCGUACGGUUCUGAUUCUGACGAUGACUAGGAGAGUCGGGGGUUCAUGAUGAGGUUCACACUUUCUGUUCUGCGUUCAAGAGACAGACAGUAAAUACCGAGUUGCUAUACCAAGCUUACCCAAGUAUUAAUGCACGAAACAGUUGACAGAAGACGA